GCAAAAGGAACACUUUUUGCAAAAACUAAAAAGUGAGAGAGAAAAUGAUGAGGCUGCUGUGCAUCACUAUAGUCUGCUUGAUCCUGGCUGGCAGUGCGUACAGUGAAGAGACGAUCUUAACAGUCAAGGUUUCUGCUGAACUAGGUGGCAACAUCACCCUGCCUUGCAGGAUCUUGUCCUCAGACACGGUGUCCUUUGGCAACAACGGACACCGGAUAAAAUGGACAAAGGUGGAAGAUGAUGAAGCUCUGAACGAGGAUGUGCUGGUUAAAAUGGGACCACACAUAAGGGCCUAUGAGAGCUUUGAGGGCCGUGUCUUCUUGCAGAACCUCGACAGUGAAGAUGCCUCUUUAAUAAUGACUGAAGUCUCCAUGGACGACAAGGGAAAAUAUCACUGUGACAUCGAUAACGGGAUUGAAGAUUCACUGCAAGAGGUUAUCUUGGAGGUGCAUGCUGGUCUGAUGACUGGUGUCGUGUUCCCAUACUACCCUCCUUUGGGCCGAUACAACCUGAACUUCAACAAUGCCGUGCAAGCCUGUGAGGACCAGGAAGCUGUGAUUGCCUCACAUGAACAGCUGCUUGCUGCGUGGAAAGGCGGUUUGGAUUGGUGCAACGCUGGAUGGUUAAGUGACGGCACAGUGCAGUAUCCUAUCACCAAACCCAGACAUCCUUGUGGUGGCUCCAACAAUGAGCCUGGCCUCAGAACCUAUGGACGCCAAGAGAAGAUUAGGCAAUUUGAUGUGUUCUGCUAUACUACUGCACUCAAAGGUCAUUUCUAUUGGCUGGUCCAGCCUGAAAGGCUGACCUUCGAUGAGGCUGUGGAGGCAUGCAGAGAUGAUGGUGCAGAGAUUGCCAAGGUGGGCCACAUGUUUGCUGCCUGGAAGCUUGAAGGCUAUGAUCGCUGUGAUUCCGGCUGGCUGGCUGAUGGAAGUGUCCGGUACCCCAUCUCCAGGCCGCGGAAGAACUGCAGCCCCACAGAAGAAGCAGUGCGCUUUGUUGGGUUUCCCGACAAGACAGUGAAGUCUUAUGGCGUGUAUUGCUUCAAGCCUGAUCAGUGAUGGGUUAGAUAGGUCUAAAUAAGCCAUGACCACCAAAGAGCAGCAAAAGCCACAACCAGUAAAAUAAACAAUGAAGCAGAUAAGCUUUUGAUCUAAUCUAGCAUGAACCCAGUACCUUUCUAAAGCUGUGAUAACCCUAAAAAUACAUAUAUAUACAUACAUGCAUACAUCUUAUACCCUCCUAAGAAUUAAAAAAAUGACCUGUAGCUAUUAUGUUUUGCAUUUUCCUAUAGGUGGCUUUCAUUGGUUUUACACAGAGUAUUAAGUAAAGGUCUAUUUUGUCAAAAUGUGACUGAUGAA
Molecule: messenger RNA, 1358 nt
Organism: Pundamilia nyererei
Lineage: Eukaryota; Metazoa; Chordata; Actinopteri; Cichliformes; Cichlidae
Gene: hapln1a
Product: hyaluronan and proteoglycan link protein 1a
Exons: 4
Coding region: 45-1058 (337 amino acids)
Biological process (GO): cell adhesion; glial cell differentiation; skeletal system development
Cellular component (GO): synapse; perineuronal net
Molecular function (GO): hyaluronic acid binding
Source: RefSeq, a predicted model, not a curated record